CCAGAAAGACAAGACAAAAGGAAAGAGCGUGGCUUGUUCGGGGUGCAGUGAAGCACAAGCCAUCCAGAGGGAAAAGAUGACAGAACAGCAGGGGACCCCAGACCAGCUUCCUGCAGACAAGGGCCAAGGAGGGGCUGGAGCCACAUAUAAGCUGGUUGUAUUUGAGUUUGAGAACUUUCGUGGGAAAAAGGUGGAGUUGUCCGGUGAGUGUAAAGACCUGUUGGAGAAGACCCAAAGAGUCGGCUCGGUCAUUGUGGAGUCAGGACCAUGGGUAGGAUUUGAGCGUCUGGGUUUCGCUGGAGAGCAGUUUGUUCUCGACAAAGGAGAGUAUCCUCGCUGGAGCACCUGGACUAGCUGUCAGAGUAGCUACACCCUGAGCUCCUUCAGGCCUCUAAAAGUGGAAAGUGCAGAUCACAAGUUGCACCUGUUUGAGAAUGUGGCAUUUGAAGGAAGGAAGAUGGAGAUUGUUGACGAUGACGUACCGAGUCUCUGGGCUCAUGGCUUCCAAGACCGUGUGGCUAGUGCUAAGGCUAUUUCUGGAACGUGGGUGGGAUACACGUAUCCGGGCUACAGAGGGCGCCAGUACGUCUUUGAACAUGGAGACUUCAAGCACUGGAACGCUUGGGGAGCCACAGCACCUCAGAUCCAGUCCGUCCGACGUGUGCGGGACAUGCAGUGGCAUAAGAGAGGGUGCUAUAUUCCACCUGCCCCAGCCCCUGGUCCUGCUCCUGCUCCUGCUCCUACCCCUGCACCUGGCCCUUCCCCUGUACCGCCAAACCCCAAUCCAAAUCCUAAUCCCAGUCUUAAUCCUCAACCCACUCCCAAAUCCCAAACUCAACCCCAGCCUUAACAGCACACCUCCGACAACGCCCACACCGACUGGGGAAAGCUGAACACAGCCCCCAGUCUCUUCUCUGUGCUCCUUAUUGGGUGAGGAAAACUGGCCCUGGCAAUACUGAAACACGUGUCUCUGCUGGAAAUAAAGGCUUUGGCCCUGCUAUGUGCAAAUUAGUCUCAUGGUACUCAUUA
Messenger RNA from Fundulus heteroclitus (mummichog), 1029 nucleotides. RefSeq names its product beta-crystallin B3. NCBI's taxonomy places the organism in Eukaryota, Metazoa, Chordata, Actinopteri, Cyprinodontiformes, Fundulidae. Gene Ontology annotation, biological process: lens development in camera-type eye; visual perception. The coding region runs from base 77 to 850 and encodes 257 amino acids. The transcript is spliced from 6 exons. The record is from RefSeq and is a predicted model, not a curated record. Gene Ontology annotation, molecular function: structural constituent of eye lens.